GGUCCACACUCCAGUCCAGUUGGUGGCGGUAAUGCACAUUUAAAGUUGGCCAUCUACACCCUGUGCUGCACUUUCUUUGUUCCCUCUGCACAUGGGGUUGUGUGUGGUCUCUGUGCUGUUUGUUAUCAUGAUAUCAUCAGUGGUAACUACAACCAUUCUACAACCAAGAGAAGUGGCAGCUCCGGGCAGUGACAUCACCCUUAUCUGCUCUUUGUCUAAAAACCUGAACCUCAACAACCUGGUCGUCAACUGGCAGCGUGGGGAGUCAGAGGUGGUCCACAGCUAUUACCAUGGGAGAGAUCAGCUGGAAAGACAGAGUGUUGUUUACAAGGGACGAACUCAUCUGUUUGAAGACCAGCUCACUGUGGGAAAUGCCUCACUUAGACUGAGUGGUGUGCAGCCGAGUGACCAGGGCCAAUACACCUGUGAUGUGACAGAUGAACAGGGAAGCACCCAGGAAAAGCUACAACUUCUAGUGGCAGCCCCUUAUGAUGAGCCCAGGAUAUCCAUCCAAGCCACUUGUGACGGCUUUGUUGUGACCCUCAGUGCCUCUCAGGGGUUUCCCCAGCCAGAGGUAGUGUGGAAAGGUGUGAUGGGCAGUACCAACACCACUAUGGAGUUAGACAGCAAGGGGCUCUAUGAGCUGGAGAGUGAGGUGACCCUGAGGCUGAACAGCACUCUGACUGUUACAGCCGAGCUGAGACUGAGGGUGCUGGACCAGAGUUUCACCAAGUUUCUCACACUCCACCCACCACCAGGUAAAAAAGUGUGCUAUGUGAUGCCUGCUGAGCAGAGGAGCAGAUUGUUGAUAUAUCCCCUGCUUCUAAUGCUGCUGGGAUUGGUGCUCCUGUUAUCCUGGAAGAGGUCUGAGCAGGAGACCAAAAAGGAUAAGAAAACAGAAGAAUAGAAUGGCCUUCGGUCCAUGGUCACUCAACAGGCUUUAAGCCAGAGUUUGUUUACAGAGAAAACAUAAAGGGGGGACAGACUUUUAUACUAAUAUACAUUUUAAUAGAAAGUCAUUUUGUAAAAUCGGAACUACAAUACAUUAUACACAAAGUUCAACACAAUACAAUGGGAGAUGCACACCACAACACUAGAUGGUCAUAUGUACCUCUGCUCCAAAUCUGGUUCCUUUUAAGGUUUUUUCCUUGUAGGGAGUUUUGACUUACUGCUACUUGCUUAGGGAUUUAGCCCAGGCCCAGGUAAAUCAUAUUUUAUAUCCGCAGUUGUCUUACUGGGCUUUAUAAAUUACAUGUAUUUAUUGAUUGAAAGAUGGCAGCUAUAGCGUCUAAUUAAAGUUGUUACGUGUGUUCCAGGCAAUGUACUUUCCAGAUAUAUAUUUUUUUUUAAUAAAAGGAGAUGAACCCCCAA
This is a messenger RNA of Oncorhynchus kisutch (coho salmon), 1371 nucleotides long. Its product is annotated as CD276 antigen. Gene Ontology annotation, biological process: regulation of cytokine production; T cell receptor signaling pathway. The transcript has 5 exons. The coding region runs from base 92 to 907 and encodes 271 amino acids. Gene Ontology annotation, cellular component: external side of plasma membrane. Lineage: Eukaryota; Metazoa; Chordata; Actinopteri; Salmoniformes; Salmonidae. Gene Ontology annotation, molecular function: signaling receptor binding. The record is from RefSeq and is a predicted model, not a curated record.